CGCAGUGGGGAAGGAAGGCUGUGGUUUUGUGCAUGGCACACCCAAGCCUCUGCUUCCUUCCACGCCCCAGGGCCACAUGGGCUUCAGGAGCUCUGGGGUCUGAGAAAGUGUCCCAGAAGCAGCCAGGAACAGGUGGAUUUGGAGUAGACAGCUGGGGCCCGGGAGGAUGGAGCUGGUGAGUGAGGCUGGAGGCACCUCAGGGAAGGCCUCAAACGCCACACUCAGGGGGCUGAUUCUGUGGGCCUGGUCACCUGCCGCUCUGAGGAAAGAGCACGACAACCAAGCAAGGCCAAGGAAGGCUGCCCCCACUAUCGGCCCCCUCACCACGGCUGUGAGCCCCUCCAGAACAACUGCCUGAAAGAAGCAGGCUUUUCGCUGGGCCUUGAGGCACCAGUGGAUUGUCAGCUGCCAACAGGCUCUGAGCCCAAGUCAUGUGCCCAGCCCUUUGACCCUGGGGCUGCAGCUUCGGCCGCCAAGAGCAGCAGUGGCCCCUGGAGGCCUGAGAAUCCGGACUUCUUCUCUGUCAUGGGGGAUGAGCAGGCAGGUGUCUGCUGAGGCGGGCAGGAGCAGAUGGCAACUGUAGCAGCAAGAGGAGGUUCUCCCUGGGCGGCUCGGAGAAAGCAUGGAGGACCUCAGCCUGGACUUGGAGGCCCUUCAAGGCAGCACGUAUCUCGAGGACCUGGGACUUGGGUCCCCUUCCCACAGCCAGCCUGGGGGGGCCAAGGGCGGUGGCCCCCCUAGCGAAGCAGUGGGAAGAGAUUCAUCCUCCAGUUCGGCAGGGUCCACAGGCCUUCCUCAGAGACGCAGCUGGGAGAGGUCACGGAGCUGCUCGGACAGCUGGCAGAGGCUCAGCCUCGAUGCUUCCACUGUGAGUGAGGGGCCCUGUCUCCCCCGGACGCUAGCUAGCCUAGCUCUGAACCUGCCUGGAGAGGGUCUGCAGGCCUGGACUAAAGAGGCUCUGUCUGAGGACAGGACCCCAGCAGAGCUCCCAGCCAAGGAAUGUAACAGUCCCGAGAAAAAAGUGAGGUCCCGGUCUGUUCCCAUGUUGUUUGAUGAGAUCAGCUCCCUGGAAAUCUCUCAGGCCUUGGAGGUGCCUAUUCCAGCUGUUCAAGGCCUAGAGCCCCCGGUACUGGACAGCAUGGAAAAGGAUCACGUGGAGCCGGGUCAUGUGCUGAUGGUCCAACAGGUCCUGCAAGAACUUCGACAGUACCAUGGGGCCCGGCAGAGGGCUCGCUUGUCGGUCGGCCCUGGAGGAGCCCACUCAAACGUCACCUGGUUUGAGUUCUUGUCCGAGAGCGAGGAUGGUGUCAGCAAGAUGGAGAGGAGUGACAGGGGCACCGGGGUGAAGCGCAGACUCAGCUUCCUCCGCGGUCGAGUCUCCAGGCAGAAGGAGAAGGGGAAGAGCCCAGUGUAUCUAAAGGACAAAGGUCAGGAUGCUCGAGAGAGGAAGGAAUGUGCCAACGGCCACCAGCUGGCACGAGGAACCUUCUUCAGCCACUCCAACUGCCCCCUGUGCGGCGAACUCUUUCUGAACUCUGCGUCCCUGAAGGAGCACCCGAGGACCACCCUCUUGUCCGAUGGCAGCCCGGCCCUGUCCAGGAAUGUCGGCAUGACGGUCUCGCAGAAGGGGGGUCCACAGCCAGCACCCAGCCCGGCGAGAACGGGGCCGCGACUCGGACCAGUCACAGGAGAAAUGGAUGAAGCCGACUCUGCAUUUUUUAAAUUUAAGCAGGCAACGGAUGACUCCCUUUCACUUACAUCCUCGAAUGCCGAGUCCAUUUUUGUAGAAGACCCCUACACUGCCUCGCUGAGAAGUGAGAUCGAAUCGGACGCCCAUGACUUUGAGGCUGAGUCCUGGAGCCUCUCCGUGGAGCCAGCGUACGCAAAGAAACAAAAGAGGGAGGUGGUGAAAAGACAGGACGUGCUGUACGAGCUGAUGCAGACGGAGGCGCACCACGUACGGACGCUGAAGAUCAUGCUCAAGGUCUACUCCAGGGCCCUGCAGGAGGAGCUGCAGUUCACCAGCAAGGCUAUUGGCCGCCUCUUCCCGUGCGCGGACGACCUCCUCGAGCUGCAUAGCCACUUCCUCUCUCGGCUGAAGGAGCGCCGCUGGGAGGCCCUGGAGGAAGGCAGCGACCGGAAUUACAUCAUCCAGAAAAUCGGGGACCUUCUGGUACAGCAGUUUUCAGGUGAAAACGGGGAGAGAAUGAAAGAAAAAUAUGGUGUCUUUUGUAGUGGCCACAAUGAAGCAGUCAGUCAUUACAAGUUGCUGCUGCAGCAAAAUAAGAAAUUUCAAAACUUGAUCAAGAAAAUCGGCAACUUUUCCAUUGUGCGGCGGCUGGGCGUGCAGGAGUGUAUUCUUCUGGUCACUCAGCGCAUCACCAAGUACCCCGUGCUGGUGGAACGCAUCAUCCAGAACACAGAAGCCGGCUCCGAGGACUAUGAAGACCUGACCCAGGCCCUGAACCUCAUCAAAGACGUCAUCUCACAAGUGGACGCCAAGGUCAGCGAGUGCGAGAAAGGCCAGCGCCUCAGGGAGAUCGCAGGCAAGAUGGACCUGAAGUCCUCCAGCAAGCUCAAGAACGGGCUGCCCUUCCGCAAGGAGGACAUGCUACAGCGGCAGCUCCAUCUGGAGGGCACGCUGUGCUGGAAGACCACGUCCGGGCGCCUAAAAGACGUCCUUGCCGUCUUGUUGACCGACGUGCUCUUGCUCCUCCAAGAAAAGGAUCAGAAAUAUGUCUUUGCUUCUGUGGACUCGAAGCGCCCCGUCAUCUCGUUACAAAAGCUGAUUGUGAGGGAAGUGGCCAACGAGGAGAAAGCCAUGUUUUUGAUCAGCGCCUCCCUACAAGGGCCCGAGAUGUACGAGAUUUACACUAGCUCCAAAGAGGAGAGGAACGCCUGGAUGGCCCACAUCCGAAGGGCUGUUGAGAGCUGUCCGGACGAGGAAGAGGUGCCCUUCAGCGAGGCCGAAGAGGAAAGGAAGGUGAUGGAGGCCCGCGCCGUGAAGCUGAGGGACUUCCAAGAGCGCCUAAACCAGAAGGACCAGCAGAUAGCUCAGAGCCUCCGCGAGAAGCAGCUCAUCUACCUGGAGAUGGCCGAGGUGAGCGGGCUGGAAGACCUGGCUCAGUCGCGACUCCUCUUCCGAGGAGGAGACCCCUCAGAGAACCUGCACGGGGAGCUGAUCCUCAAGUUGGCCAUGACUGAGAUCGAGGACAUCCAGAGCCUGAUCUGUAGGCGGCUGGGCAGCUCCAACAGCCUGGCGGAAGACGGAAGCGGCUCCGGGAGCCUGCGCCGGAGGGCAGGGACCAUUGGAGGCUACGACAGCGCCAGUGGUCCUGGCAAGAGUGGCAGUUUUAAGAAGAAGGUGUGUAGCAGUGACCCCGGCCCCCGAGACGGGCAAGACCCCGCAAGCAGCACAGAUGUGAAGCUUGGCGACGCCCCCGGGGCUUCCGAGGAAGCACCACAGACGGUGGAGGCACUGGGCCCUGAGUCCGGCCCCCGUCUGCCCACUGUCCUGGAGUCCGAGCUGAUCCAGCGGAUCCAGACGCUAUCCCAGCUGCUCCUUAGCCUCCAGGCGGUCAUCGCCCAGCAGGAUAGCUACGUGGAGAUGCAGAGGGCCACCAUCCAGGAGCGGGAGAAGCAGUUCCGGCUGCAGUCGACGCGCGGGAACCUGCUGCUGGAGCAGGAGCGGCAGCGAAACUUUGAGAAGCAGCGGGAGGAGCUGGCGGGCGUGCAGAAGAUGCAGAGCCAGCUGCGGCUGGAGCAGCAGCGCUGGGAGCGCGAGCGGGAGCGGCAGCGGCAGGAGCUGGACCUGGCGUCGGCUCGGCUGCAGCAGCGCGAGAGCGAGGUUGCGCAGCUGCAGGAGCAGCAGAGCCAGGAGCGUGCCGAGCUGGACCAGCAGCGCGAGGCCUACCAACAUGACCUGGAGCGCCUGCGUGAGGCCCAGCGCGCCGUGGAGCGUGAACGCGAGCGGCUGGAGCUGCAGCGCCGGCUCAAGAAGCAGAACACGGCGCCCAGUGCACUGCCGCCGGAAUCACCCGCGGAGACCCAGUCCCCAAACCAGCCCCCCAGCUUUAACGGGGAAGGGCUGGAAGGGCCCGCAGCCAUGGCCAAAGUUCCAGGGCCCCGGGUAAGCAUGCUGCUGUCCGGCACUGGACCUGAGUUUCCCGAGCGCCCCGAGGUGGCUCGUCGGGACAGCGCCCCAGCUGACAGCCGACUGGCUAAGAGCGACGUGCCUAUCCAGUUGCUCAGCGCCACCAACCAGAUCCAGAGACAGACAGCCGUGCAACAGCAGAUCCCCACCAAGCUGGCCGCCUCCACCAAGGGCAGCAAGGACAAGGGCGGCAAGAGCAGGGGCUCCCAGCGCAGCGAGAGUUCAGCCUCGUUCGACCUGAAGCAGCAGCUGCUUCUCAACAAGUUUAUGGGCAAGGACGAGAACACCUCUCGGAAUCGCUGCUCACUGAGUCCCAUCCAGCUCAGCAGCCACAGCUCCGUGCCCUCCUCAGACCCCUCCUGCCAAGCCCCGAGCCCAGCCCCAGCUGAUGUGUCCCCCGAGUGCUUCCCCCUCAAGGCCGGGGGGGCACCCUUCCCACCCAUGCCACCGCACCCCACACCACUCAACAAGGAAGAAGCCAGCAAGGAAGAUGUCAUCUUCUUCUAGGGGGUGUGGCUCGAGGUGCAGACCCCUCCCUGUCCUGUACACCCUCUGUGCUCUGGAGAACCACCCAGCUGUCCCUUUUCCCUGCCCAGCAAACUACCACGGAUGACUGCCUGGCCGGGGUUGGGGUCGGGGUCAGGGCUGACCUGUCGUCUCUA
Rhinolophus ferrumequinum (greater horseshoe bat) is the source of this 4815-nucleotide messenger RNA. RefSeq names its product Rho/Rac guanine nucleotide exchange factor 18 (gene ARHGEF18). Gene Ontology annotation, biological process: small GTPase-mediated signal transduction. Lineage: Eukaryota; Metazoa; Chordata; Mammalia; Chiroptera; Rhinolophidae. The transcript has 29 exons. Gene Ontology annotation, molecular function: guanyl-nucleotide exchange factor activity. The coding region runs from base 623 to 4660 and encodes 1345 amino acids. The record is from RefSeq and is a predicted model, not a curated record.